This is a messenger RNA of Drosophila bipectinata, 696 nucleotides long. It is a transcript of the gene E(spl)malpha-BFM, whose product is annotated as Enhancer of split malpha, Bearded family member. Gene Ontology annotation, biological process: Notch signaling pathway; sensory organ development. NCBI's taxonomy places the organism in Eukaryota, Metazoa, Arthropoda, Insecta, Diptera, Drosophilidae. The record is from RefSeq and is a predicted model, not a curated record.
GGGAAAUCAUUCUGACAUCGUCAGCGAUUCAAGCAACACACACACAAGUCAUCCAAAACAAAAAUUCAUAUUCCCAAAAAUGUGCCAACAAGUAGUCGUCGUUGCCAACAACAACACCAACAACAAGAUGAAGACCAACUACAGCAUCAAGCAGGUCCUCAAGACCCUCUUCAAGAAGCAGCAGAAGCAGCUCCACCAGAAGCCCCAGGGCUCUCUGGAGUCUCUGGAAUCCGUUGACAAUCUUCGCAACGCCCAAGUCGAGGAGGCCUACUACGCCGAGAUCGACGAGAACGCCGCCAAUGAGAAGCUGGCUCAGAUGGAGCACUCCAUCGAGGAGGAGGAGGAGGACGUCUAUGUCCCAGUUCGCUUCGCUCGCACCGAGGCCGGCACCUUCUUCUGGACCACCAACCUGCAGCCAGUUGCCAGCGUCGAGCCUGCCAUGUGCUACUCCAUGCAGUUCCAGGAUCGUUGGAUUCAGGCUUAAACAACAUCGCCUUCAGCCUUCAUCCCAUCCAUCUUCAAGCUUUAAAAACAUUGUGAUAGUAGCACUAGCAGCGGCUUUAACUCCUCAUCGAGCGAAUCUCAUCUCGGCGAUCCAGAGCUUCCAUUAGUUAUUAAGAUAUUGUGAUAGACAAAGAAAGAGAGCUUUAAACAAAAAAUCGUACAAAAUACAAAACAAGAAAUAUCAAAAUCAAA